Molecule: messenger RNA, 625 nt
Organism: Lolium rigidum
Lineage: Eukaryota; Viridiplantae; Streptophyta; Magnoliopsida; Poales; Poaceae
Exons: 4
Coding region: 1-600 (199 amino acids)
Source: RefSeq, a predicted model, not a curated record
AUGGCCAGCGCCGACGGCAGCGGCGGAGGGAGAGAAACAGGGAGAGGGGGCGGUGGAAGGAGGGAGAUUGGUCCCCCGGCGGCGCCCUGGAGAGCGCCACUGGAGGGGGGAGCAACUGAAAGUCGCUUUACAUCUAGUCUUUUGAGUGGUCUUGCAUUUGUUCGACACGAUUUUGUACAAGUCGCGACACCGCCACUGCUCUCCCCACCCCCGCGCGAUCCGGUUCCUCAUCCGCCUGCGCGACCCCCAUCGCUUGCGACCGUGGCGGCGCUUCUGGGCAACCCGGUGGAGGUUCUGACGGAGAGAUCGGCGCCGCGGCUCACGAGGCUGCUAGAGAACGUGAUGGUGGAGCGGAGCCUGUGGGCGGUGCACGUCGUGCUGGACGCCGAUCCCGCCGUGGCGGACCGCGCGCGCGCCGCCGUAGCCACCUACAUCGCCGAGGGACGCAGGCCGCCGCUCCCUGCCGACGCCAACGACAUCGACGCGGCCGCAUGGUUCGAGCUGCUUCUCUCCAAGUUUUCUUGUGCAGCGCUGAACCCUGACGAGAAGGUGUUGGAUCUGGGGUCUCACAACUUCUUCAUAUGCGCCAGAAGAUUCUGAAGGAGAACAUGGCGCUGCUCUUCCU